This is a messenger RNA of Nestor notabilis (Kea), 1021 nucleotides long. RefSeq names its product serine/threonine-protein phosphatase 2B catalytic subunit alpha isoform-like. The annotation marks the transcript as partial. Gene Ontology annotation, biological process: calcineurin-NFAT signaling cascade. Gene Ontology annotation, cellular component: cytoplasm; cytosol; calcineurin complex. Gene Ontology annotation, molecular function: calmodulin-dependent protein phosphatase activity; calmodulin binding. The transcript has 9 exons. Lineage: Eukaryota; Metazoa; Chordata; Aves; Psittaciformes; Psittacidae. The record is from RefSeq and is a predicted model, not a curated record.
AUGAUGGGAUGGUGGCAGCUAGAAGCCUUGCCUGAAAAGGAGGAGCCAUUUUAUGAGAGAGGCUGCUUAAUAUUUGAGAGAAACGGUAACGAUGUGUCUGACCUUUACAGUGGCUGUGUUAAUGCUGUCCCAUUUCCUCCAAGUCAUCGGCUCACAGCUAAGGAAGUGUUUGAUAAUGAUGGAAAACCUCGUGUGGAUAUCUUGAAGGCACACCUUAUGAAAGAAGGGAGACUGGAAGAGAGUGUCGCUUUGAGAAUAAUAACAGAAGGAGCUUCAAUUCUUCGCCAGGAAAAAAAUUUGCUGGACAUAGAUGCACCAGUUACAGUUUGUGGAGACAUCCAUGGUCAGUUCUUUGACUUGAUGAAACUGUUUGAAGUGGGAGGUUCUCCUGCCAACACGCGGUAUCUGUUCCUGGGGGACUACGUGGACAGAGGGUACUUCAGCAUUGAAUGUGUGCUGUACUUGUGGGCCUUGAAAAUCCUUUACCCCAAAACACUGUUUUUACUUCGUGGGAAUCAUGAAUGUAGACAUUUAACAGAGUAUUUCACAUUUAAACAAGAAUGUAAAAUCAAAUAUUCAGAGCGUGUAUAUGAUGCCUGCAUGGAUGCCUUCGACUGCCUUCCCUUGGCUGCUCUGAUGAACCAACAGUUCUUGUGUGUACACGGUGGCUUGUCUCCAGAGAUCAACACUUUAGAUGACAUCAGAAAAUUAGAUCGAUUCAAGGAACCACCUGCAUAUGGACCUAUGUGUGACAUCCUGUGGUCAGACCCAUUGGAGGACUUUGGAAAUGAGAAGACUCAGGAACACUUUACUCACAACACAGUCAGGGGGUGCUCGUACUUCUACAGUUACCCUGCAGUAUGUGAAUUUCUACAGCACAAUAACUUGUUAUCUAUCCUCCGAGCUCAUGAAGCCCAGGAUGCUGGGUAUCGUAUGUACAGGAAAAGCCAAACAACAGGCUUCCCUUCACUAAUCACAAUUUUUUCAGCACCAAACUAUCUAGAUGUAUACAAUAACAAAG